GUCCAGGGCGGUGCAGGGAACCUUCCCGUCUCUGUCCCUCUGCCUGUUGCAUGUGGGCACUGGGGUAGACACACCUGUUCCUUGUUAGGGGCUCAACAGACAGGCCUCCAGGAGAUUAAUUAAUGCCAAACGGCUGGCAGCUCCAGCAGCCUGGCCACCCCAGGGCCCUGUCCUGGCGGCACAAACUGACGCCAGAAAUGCUGCUCCAAUCCCACCCAGCAGUUCUGGAGACACAGGGGGCCAUGUUGCUGGCACAACCCUGUCCUUGAGCCUAGAAGGCAGAGAAAGCUUAAGUGAUGGCAGGCAGCCAGAGCCAAGUGGCAGGGCAUUCCCUCGGCCACAUCUAUCACUCGCCCCCCGAAAUACUCAUUCGUCCCUGGCUAAGCCCUGGCCUUGCUGUGUGACCUUAGCCAUGUCUCUUAUCUUCUCUGGGCAGUUCCCCCCCACCCCCGCAUCUGUAAAAUGGACAUGGGACUGGGUCAUCACUGAGACAAACCCCCCCCCCAGUCUUUGUUAUCGGCUGACCUGCCUGAUUCCCAGAGCCCCUGAGGGCACCCAUUCCACGUUGACUUCCCUUGGCGCCCCUCGGUGGUGAGGGCUGUCUGUGUCCUCUGCCCCAGGCCCACGUGCUUUCUAGUUCUCCAUGUGAUUAACCCCGGCCCGUGCGUGCUCAGGACACCGGCCACCGUGAGUCCUGGCCAGACCCCGCCCUCACAGACCAGCCCUGCCUUCCCAGCGCCAGGGCCAGGCGUCUGCUCCCACAGUGGCCACCUCCAGUCUGCCCAGCACAUUCCUCAGGCUUAUCCGGAGGCCCGCCCCACUGGACUCUGCCCUCCCACCCAGGAAGCGGCACCCAGGGGAGCUGCAGGAGUUCCAGGGCUUGGAGUGGGCUGAUUCUCAGCCUCUCGCCUGGGCUGGAGAACCAGCAGGCGCGGGGCGAAGGAGCUGCUAGAACAAUGCUGAGGCGGGCGAGGUGAGGAGCAGCCCGUGCGGCAGCCCCGACGGACUGGCGCGAGCAGGUGAUCAGAGGCGCCGAGCCCGAGGCCACCUGGGCGUCCCUCCCCUCCCCGCCCCUCCGCCGGCCGGAGCCCCAGAGCCGGUGGGGAAACCAUGGCGACCAAUUUCAAUGACAUCGUCAAGCAAGGCUACGUGAAGAUGAAGAGCAGGAAGCUCGGGAUCUAUCGGAGGUGCUGGCUGGUGUUCCGGAAAUCCUCCAGCAAGGGGCCCCAGCGGCUGGAGAAGUAUCCAGAUGAGAAGUCAGUGUGCCUCCGAGGCUGCCCCAAGGUGACGGAGAUCAGCAAUGUCAAGUGUGUCACACGGCUCCCCAAGGAGACCAAGAGACAGGCGGUGGCCAUCAUAUUCACUGAUGACUCGGCACGUACCUUCACCUGCGACUCAGAGCUGGAGGCAGAGGAGUGGUACAAGACACUCUCGGUGGAGUGUCUGGGAUCGAGGCUCAACGACAUCAGUCUGGGAGAGCCGGACCUCCUGGCCCCGGGAGUGCAGUGUGAGCAGACAGACCGCUUCAACGUCUUCCUGCUGCCCUGCCCCAACCUGGACGUGUAUGGCGAGUGCAAGCUGCAGAUCACCCACGAGAACAUCUACCUCUGGGACAUACACAACCCCCGCGUGAAGCUCGUCUCGUGGCCCCUCUGCUCACUGCGCCGCUACGGCCGGGAUGCCACACGCUUUACCUUCGAGGCUGGCCGGAUGUGUGACGCUGGGGAAGGGCUCUACACCUUCCAGACGCAGGAGGGAGAACAGAUUUACCAGCGGGUCCACAGUGCCACCCUGGCCAUUGCCGAGCAGCACAAGCGGGUCCUGCUGGAGAUGGAAAAGAACGUGAGGCUGCUCAACAAGGGCACUGAACAUUACUCAUACCCCUGCACGCCCACUACCAUGCUGCCCCGCAGUGCCUACUGGCACCACAUCACGGGUUCCCAGAACAUCGCCGAGGCCUCCAGCUAUGCCGGUGAAGCGUAUGGGGCAGCCCAGGCCAGCUCAGAAACGGACCUCCUCAACAGAUUCAUCCUGCUCAAGCCAAAGCCCAGCCAGGGGGACAGCAGCGAGGCCAAGACCCCAUCCCAGUGACCGCAGAGCGGCGCGCACGGAUGACUGCUGGGGCCCCCUGCUGCGGGGCCACUUACCGCGUAUUGUGGACGCCUGGAGGGGCUGUUGGCCAAGAGCCUGAAGGAAGGAAGCAAGCUGUCCCUUCUUUGUCCCCAAGGGUGAGACUGGACCAAGGCAAAGGGCUGGCCACGCCACCUGAGCAUGUGUGAGGGGCUGGAGCUACCACAGGACUGUAUACUGUUAAUGAUUUUAAUAUAUAUGGCUUAUGACAUAUUCUAUAUUAAUAAGAUUUCCCCUCUCUGUCCCUCCCUGCCACCACAUACAUUUUUUAAGCCCAUGACCAAACCCCAGUCAAGGCUGUUUUUCAAUGUGAACAGCUAUUUCCUGUCCCCCAAGGUACCAGCCCUCCUGAGCUGCCAGGGCUAGAGGAGGCAGCCAAGCCGCACUCCCGGCUGGUGCUCUGGCUGCUGGCUUCUCCCAAGCAGGCCAGGGUGGAGACAGCACGCGGCUUCUUAGUCCCUCUGGGCCCACAGAGUGGCACAGGAAGGAUCCGAACAUACAUUGUGCCACUUGGCAGCCUUGCACUUGGAGUUUUAAGCAGAGGUGACAUCUCGUUGACACCUCAGGUGAAAAUCUGGUUUAAAAUGGUUUCUGCCCAGGCUUCUUCCUGCUUAGUAGGCUGAGAAGACACCCUGGGGUUGGGGGUGCUGGUUACCUCAGCCGGGGGAGGAUGGCCGGACCCGAGCGUGUCCCUGCCCCCGGGCCAGGCCAGCAGGGAAGGCCAAGCUGCAGGAGGACUGCUGAGGGAGCACCCCGCAGCCCUCUCACUGACUGGGGUGGGCAGGGCCCCUGCAGGGGGAGCCCCUCUGCCCGUCUGGCUCCCGGCCAGCCAGAAGUACUCAGAAACCAAGACCUUCCCACUUCCUCCUCCCCACAUGGUGCUGAGGCUCCCUGCUGAAAUGCAAUUAAAGCAAUUGAUUUUCUAGUGCUGGUAUUUAUUGACUACCGUGCAGAAGGGCUAUCUUUCUACUCACAUCAAACCUGCGGUUGCGUGUGUGUUGAGUUUUUUGUUUUUAAUAUUUUAGGACUCUGAUUUGUGAGAAUAGACCUUGUAAAUAACCACUGUUCAAGUCGUGGCAGGAGGAGGAUAAAGCAAAAGGCCCCCUCCGCCAGAACCCUGGAGCCAGGGAGGUGGCCACAGCCAGCUCAGCUUUGGACCUGACCCAGGGACCCACCACCCAGAGGAGUAAGCUAGCCUGAAGGGAGCCCCGAGGCCACGGAGAGGGAGGCGGAGCUGACUGGCUCACAGGUAGUGGCACGAUGACGCAUGAAGGAGAUGACGUUGUGCUCUUUAUUGCCAAAAAUAAAAACUUUUAAAAGACAACUCAUACACAUCCCUUCCUUUCUGUACUAGGUCUCUGAUUUUCUCCAGGCUUCUCUGGCCAGGCUGCCUAAUUAACUGCUUUGGGUAUGUUCCUACCUCUAAGGCUGAGCCAGGGGCAAGG
This is a messenger RNA of Sus scrofa (pig), 3575 nucleotides long. RefSeq names its product docking protein 4 (gene DOK4). Gene Ontology annotation, cellular component: cytoplasm. The record is from RefSeq and is a predicted model, not a curated record. Gene Ontology annotation, biological process: cell surface receptor protein tyrosine kinase signaling pathway. NCBI's taxonomy places the organism in Eukaryota, Metazoa, Chordata, Mammalia, Artiodactyla, Suidae.